Pocillopora meandrina is the source of this 3980-nucleotide messenger RNA. NCBI's taxonomy places the organism in Eukaryota, Metazoa, Cnidaria, Anthozoa, Scleractinia, Pocilloporidae. The record is from the annotation of a GenBank genome assembly.
CUGACACGAAUUUGGGAGCGUGGAAACACUAAAUGAAAUAAUGAACUUGUCAUUCGAAGAACAAAGGAGGGCGACCCAGUUCUAGUUGGAUUUCGAUUAACGCAACAUAAUAAUUGACAGUCGAGCUAAUGGGCAGGAAAUGAGAAUAUAUAGUGAUCUCUGAUCAUGUUAUAUCGUAUUAGACACUUUCCCGGCCUCAGAACAGCUUAGCAAAGUGAAUGCGUGCAAGGCCGUGGUGGAUUUGACGCAGAUAUCUAAUUAAGCCCAGUCUACGCGAGCGAGCGGAGAAUUUCUGAGAAGAGUUAUGGGUAAGCGAUUUAUUGGAGCACUUCGUUCUGUUUGAAAAUAUUUGGUCGAUUUGGCGACCUCUAUAUGUUUGCCGCCAUACGCUAUCAGAUCUUGGUAAAAGAGCGCUGGUAAACACAGCGCCAAUAACGGAAAGUCUUGGAAGAUUUAUAUCUAACAAUGGCUACUGUAUUACCCACUAUCGGCUCCAGAGAGACGGCUGUGAGGCUUCAAACUGGUGUGUCCUGUCUCGAUUUUAUUCAAAACAUUUACGCUUAGCUUUAGCGUUGAGGAACCUCGCGCUGGCUGAAAAUAGCAUAAUUGUAGUUGCAGCGGCAGCGUUUAAGUUACUUUCUCGCUAAGGAUAGUACUUCAAUUAAUGAAUCGUCCCGAUUGUUUAAGAAGAUUGAAGGUUCAAAAUUUCUUCAAUUUUAUACCAUAUUCAGUUAGCGAUUAGUAAUACGCGAAAGCGCAGUUUUCUUUGGAAAAUUUUUCGCCAAAGUAUUCUCGGUAAUAAUUACGUGAUAUUUUUUUAUUUUCCGUUCUCUCAGCCAAGAACAUUCUUAUUUAGCGAUAAAAUGUCGAGUUGUUUCCCUGAUUACUAUUAACAUUUUUCUCUAGCCACAGAAAAAUUUGAUUUUCACAAAGAGCCCCCAAACAAGCGAUUAUGCGGAGGUUGUGGAUGCCCCAUUAAUGAUCGGUUCCUCCUCAAAGCUCUCGAUCGCUACUGGCAUGAAGACUGCUUGAAAUGUGGUUGUUGCGAGUGUCGGCUUGGCGAAGUGGGAUCCACAUUGUACACGAAAGCAAAUUUAAUCCUAUGUAGAAGGGAUUAUUUGAGGUGAGUAUUUACAUCAAAUGCUCUUUUAAAAUUUACUGUUUAUUUUAGCGAUUUGGAAUUCUAUGGUCUCGUUUGCAGACUUCUUCCAUCAAACUAAAAUUUCGUCUCCAAUUUGUUUGGUUAAAAUGAUGACAGUUGACACGAAAGUUCCAGUAGAGAAUAUUGCCUUCAAAUGGGCGCAUCUAUUUGGGAAUUCAUCACAAGAAAUAGUUUUUCUUCAGAAGUAUUUAAUGGGAUUGAGCAGAUUACUUUGUUUUUCUAAGAUUAAAAACACUCCGUUUUCUCUUUAGCUCGACACAUUAAAGAGCAACUUUUUCACAUUAUUAAAUAUACUUCACUUGUGCUUGUCAAGAAAUAUGAUCACACAUUUCAAUACUUCCGUCGAUUGCUGUCAGUCCUCUUCAAAAUAUUGCCUAGCCUUUUAGCGGUGAACUCUAAUGUACAUCAAUUAGUAAAUAUUCCAUUAAGAGUGCUUUUAGUAACGGAAAAACACAGCGAUCAGUCUAAAGUGCCUUGUUUGCAGUCAUGUUUUAAUGAGUUGAAAACGUUUUUUCCGGCAGUCAGUCAGUGAGUUGACCUCUCGUCUCUCCGGAUAUGAUUUUUCAUCCACUUGGCUCGGAUAAAAAGAUUACUUACUGUUUAUACUGUCUCUCUUAGGUUGUUCGGAACAAAAGGCUUUUGUACAGUGUGCUGUAAAACUAUCCCUGCCUUCGAGAUGGUGAUGCGUGCGCGAGAAAACGUGUAUCACUUGGAGUGUUUUUCUUGCCAAAGAUGCCAUCAGAGGUUUUGUGUCGGGGACAAAUUCUACUUAAUUAACAACAGAAUUCUGUGCGUUGAUGACUACGAAGAGAUGAUGGCCUAUGGGAAACAAGAUACCAAAAGAUUUAUUGUCUAGUCCUGGGAAAAAGUGAUCUUAUUCAUCAUUCUUGUGGAAAACGCCUUCGUGAUAGCACCUCGCUACACCUCAUUUUUCGAAUUGUGCGCGCACUGUUCUUCAUUUCACCACUUUUCGGGGUUAAUGUGAUUUUUUUAAUGACCCUUCGUUUGGCUGCUGAAAAUUAUAAAAUCAGUCCUGGAGCCUCUUUCUGUUCGUUUCCAUUCAGAUUUUAAUAGCUCUUGUCGUUUAAUGGUUCUCUAGUGGUUUGUUUUAUAUUAAUUCAUUUUCAUUUUCCCUUUUAUUUUUUUAACUAUGGCUUCUCAGCAGUUUACUGGUCUGUCGUGCGGUCCACAUGAUCAAUUCCACACUCUGCUCUGCUAAUCAACGAUCAGUCUGGGCGCAUCAACAAAAUAAAAUUCGUGCUUUAUAGAUAUUUUAAUUAACCCCCGGAUAGUGACUUUUGAUAUCAAAUUUGACAAGCAUAUGGGAAGGCUACUUUCCUUCAUUCCUGGAGUCUUGUCGGAAGCUAGGAAAGAUAAUCUUUAGCGGAUAGAGUACUUUGAAGGGGAGGCCUCUGGUCCUUGAAUUUUAACAACGACUAAGAACGCAACACUCGCAAUGGACAAUCUGGAAACUAUAACUCGGAGCAAGGGUACAUCUCGCAGAUGUCUGUAACUAUAGACGGAAAAAGUCAGAUUUGCCUGUGAAAUACAGCAACGACACUAACAAGACACCAGCACAAGAUUUUAGGGAAUUAAUAAAACAUUCCAAGAAUUUUAUGAAUAAGCUUAAUUUGUGCGAACAUAAACCUCUUCCGUUGCUUAUUCUCAUACCAAACCUUUUAGGACCUUUUCAAACUUUGCGACUGAAUGCCAGCAUAAUGAGUGGUUGAUGUCUGGAAUAUUGUGUGCGUGACUCAAUAAUAGUGAAAAUGGUUUGAAUUAGCUUAAUGGAUUGCAUUGAAGAUUUUCUAUAAUCACGGCUGGCUUGCACCAAGUGAGAAAGAUGAUUGCGUAAAUGAAGUGCCAGUAAGACGGAUAUUGGCGGAAGAGCACUCACUUAACACGACGUGAAUUUGUUUGUGGAAUGCGAUUAUCUAAAACAACUCUCACUUUGCACGAGAUUCAACAUGAAAGCUCGUGUACAAUGAAACAUACGUUACAAAUAUUUCACAACAAUUUAAGCUCGAUGGCAAACAUCAUGGAACGAUAGUCCUACAGAAAAUAAAGCUGAGAUAACUAUUAACGAUCGAUCAAUCUAAUUUGACAAGCUAAUUGAAGUAUAAAGUGCUUGUCUGCUGCCAAAAAGAAAAUUGCUUAGAUCUUUUCGAAACAAAAGUAGAGUAUCUUUUUACCAGAGGGAUGUCCGGAAUUUUUUGCGGCGCGAGAAUAUUUCGAAAACAAAUUACUAAGCGGUUUGCUCUCUCGCAGGAUCGAAGAACUCGCACGGAGGGCAUUUUCGUCUUUCAAUGUGAGAUCGCAGAACACUAUCGUGUUGCAGAUUUCCUGCCUCCGUUUCUUUUUGGUUCGUAGUUCUUUUGUUUGCGCUUUAUCGGCGGAAAAUUUGAGCAGUGCUCAAUUCAUUAUGCAAUCAGACCUCGACAAACGAAGGACAACAUCCCGGCGUGAGUGGGCGGGAGGCUACCAUCUCACUUGUUAAUUUUCGACUAGUUAAUUUCAGGUUCAUUAAAAGUCCCAAACAUUAUUACUGAUAGCAGAGUGAUUGCUUUAGAAAAUUUUAUCAUUUCAUGGAUAAUAACAUUAAAAACAAUUUCUUGUGAUUAGGAAACAAAACUCACGCACAGGACUUCUCUGUUCCAAUUUCUUCAACAUACGCGCAGCAGAUUUCCUCGAUUUCCCAGACUGCGCGUCUCGACCUCAACAAUCGUUUGUUUUUCAUUAAGCUUUAAAAGAAAAUAAUUACACAUACUGUUUUCUUAUGAAACCGCCGCGAUGGCUAUAAUCGUUUGUUCAUUGCGAC